AUGGACAAUAUGUCUAUUACUAACACGCCAACAAGUAAUGAUGCUUGUCUGAGCAUUGUUCACAGCUUGAUGUGCCAUCGACAAGGUGGAGAGAGUGAAACUUUUGCAAAACGCGCAAUUGAAAGUUUAGUUAAAAAGCUAAAGGAGAAAAAAGAUGAAUUGGAUUCUUUGAUUACAGCUAUAACCACAAAUGGAGCUCAUCCUAGCAAGUGUGUUACAAUACAGAGAACGCUGGAUGGGAGGCUUCAGGUGGCUGGUCGCAAGGGAUUCCCUCAUGUGAUUUACGCUCGUCUUUGGAGGUGGCCUGAUCUUCAUAAAAAUGAACUCAAGCAUGUUAAAUAUUGUCAGUAUGCUUUUGACUUAAAAUGUGACAGUGUCUGUGUAAAUCCUUACCAUUAUGAGCGUGUAGUAUCGCCUGGCAUUGAUCUCUCAGGACUGACACUACAGAGUUCUGCUCCAUCAAGCAUGUUGGUGAAAGACGAAUACGUUCAUGACUACGAGGGGCAGCCGUCAUUGUCUUCUGCUGAAGGCCAUUCAGUCCAAACCAUCCAGCACCCACCAAGUAACAGGGCAUCUACAGAGCCUUAUAGCACCCCAGCCAUGUUAGCUCCUACUGAGGCUAGCACUACCAGCACCACUAAUUUUCCCAACAUUCCUGUGGCUUCAACAAGUCAACCUACCAGUAUAUUGACAGGUAGCCAUAGUGAUGGACUCUUACAGAUUGCUUCAGGGCCUCAGCCAGGAACUCAGCAGAAUGGGUUUACAGCUCAGCCAGCUACUUACCAUCACAAUAGUACCACAACUUGGACUGGAAGUCGGACGGCAGCCUACACACCUACCAUACCUCACCACCAGAAUGGCCAUCUUCAGCAUCAUCCACCUAUGCACCCUGGACAUUACUGGCCAGUUCACAAUGAACUUGCAUUCCAGCCUCCUAUAUCAAAUCAUCCUGGUGAGUUGCACAUAGGUAAAGGGGUGCAGUUGGAGUGCAAAGGAGAAGGUGACGUGUGGGUUAGAUGCCUCAGUGACCAUGCAGUCUUCGUUCAGAGUUACUACCUGGAUAGAGAAGCGGGGCGUGCACCAGGCGAUGCUGUUCACAAGAUUUACCCAAGUGCAUAUAUAAAGGUGUUUGAUUUACGCCAAUGUCAUCGUCAAAUGCAACAGCAGGCUGCCACUGCGCAAGCUGCUGCUGCUGCUCAAGCUGCAGCAGUAGCUGGAAAUAUCCCUGGACCGGGAUCAGUAGGUGGAAUAGCCCCAGCCAUUAGUUUGUCAGCUGCUGCUGGAAUUGGUGUAGAUGACCUUCGCCGCUUAUGCAUACUCAGGAUGAGUUUUGUAAAAGGUUGGGGACCUGAUUACCCGAGACAGAGCAUCAAAGAGACACCGUGCUGGAUUGAAAUUCACUUACACCGUGCCCUCCAGCUUCUAGAUGAAGUACUUCAUACCAUGCCUAUUGCAGACCCACAACCUUUAGACUGA
This is a messenger RNA of Charadrius vociferus (killdeer), 1476 nucleotides long. RefSeq names its product SMAD family member 4 (gene SMAD4). The coding region runs from base 1 to 1476 and encodes 491 amino acids. Gene Ontology annotation, cellular component: heteromeric SMAD protein complex. Lineage: Eukaryota; Metazoa; Chordata; Aves; Charadriiformes; Charadriidae. The transcript is spliced from 10 exons. The record is from RefSeq and is a predicted model, not a curated record. Gene Ontology annotation, biological process: transforming growth factor beta receptor signaling pathway; SMAD protein signal transduction; anatomical structure morphogenesis. Gene Ontology annotation, molecular function: I-SMAD binding; DNA-binding transcription factor activity, RNA polymerase II-specific; RNA polymerase II cis-regulatory region sequence-specific DNA binding.